Cyphellophora attinorum is the source of this 972-nucleotide messenger RNA. Its product is annotated as PA-phosphatase related-family protein. Gene Ontology annotation, biological process: phospholipid metabolic process. The record is from RefSeq and is a predicted model, not a curated record. Gene Ontology annotation, molecular function: phosphatidate phosphatase activity. The transcript has 2 exons. Lineage: Eukaryota; Fungi; Ascomycota; Eurotiomycetes; Chaetothyriales; Cyphellophoraceae. The coding region runs from base 1 to 972 and encodes 323 amino acids.
AUGGGUCGACCGUUGCAGAUACGAACUGCACUUUCAUAUGUAUUCGACUGGCUUGUCAUCAUCGCAUUUGCAGCAGGUGGAGGGGUGUUGAGCAACAUCAGAGGAUUCCGACGACCAUUCUCGCUCGCAGAUCGGUCGAUCGCUUACCCGAGACGCGAUGACAUUGUGACUCUGGAAGUGGCAGGCCUGGUAGUCUUCGUUGGUCCAGCAGCGAUCAUUCUAGUGCUGGCUCUCGUCACACCCGCUGCACGUCAAGUGGGCCAGAAACGACUCUAUUCCUCGUGGGUAGAUAAGAUCUGGGAUGCCAAUGCUGGCUGGAUGGGACUCGCACUCGCAUCGGCGGCUACCCUCUUCUUGACUUCAGGGCUCAAGUGCCUUGUCGGAAAGCCGAGGCCGAACUUUCUCGCCAUUUGUGAUGCUGAUGUCGAUCGACUAUCGGAGUUUGUCGUUGGAGGGUCUGGAAGUCGCAUUGAGUCCGAUGCGCCCGCACUGGUCACAUAUGAGAUCUGCCGGCAAAGCGAUCUCGAUUUACUCAACGACGCAUUCUUUGCAUUUCCCUCAGGCCACUCAUCGAUGUCUUGGGCUGGUCUGCUGUACCUGUCGCUAUGGCUAAGCAUGAGGUUCUCCGUGGCUAUACCAUACUUGGGACACCAUAUGCCAUUGGUCAGGAAAUCAACAGAAGGAGCUGAUCUCGUCAGCUUCUACCAUGCGAGAAAAGCGGCGCCGCCGUUGUGGAUGGUGGCAAUCGUAUUAGUGCCGAUUGGGGUAGCGCUUUUCAUCUGUGCGAGUCGGUAUGCGGAUUUCCACCAUGCCGGCAUUGACAUCUUCGCAGGCAGCGUCAUCGGAAUCGUUUGCGGCUAUUCGAGCUUCAGGCUCUAUCACCUACCAAUACGGCGAGGGCAUGGACUAGCUUGGGCACCUAGGCAGAAGAGCACGCUUUCACGGGAGACUUGCCGUGGCAUGACGGCUUGA